AUGGACACCACACCUUCCACCUCCGCCUGCGUCUCGCCGGCGGCCGCAUCCGGCCCCGCCCCCGAUCCGGACUCAGCUCUUGUCUCGGCUGUGGCUGACGCGCUUGUAUCCGCCUCCCGCCAGCCCUCGCCGCCGCCCAUGGACACCCUCCUGGCCCCGUACCUCCCGCGCCUCGCCCCCUCGCACCACCCGCAAGUGAUCACCCUUGCCGCCGCCAACCCAGCGCUCGCCUCUCCGCACACUCUCCUCGCCUACCUCCGCCUCGUCUCCCCGCCGUCCUGCCUCCCCUCCCUACUCCCGCUCCUCCCCAUGCUCCCCUACCGCAAUCUCCUCCCGCUCCUCCUCGACUUCGUCCCGCUCGACCCGCUGCGCCACCUCCACCGCCACCUCCUCGCCAGCCUCCCCACGAGUGCGCUCGCAGACGCCGCGCUGUCCGCCUACUCCCGCCUACGCCUCCCCCACCUCGCCGCACAACUCCUCCACUCAUUCCGCCGCCGCGGGCGCGUCCGCCCCUCCCUCCAGGCAGCCAACGCCGUGCUCUCCGCACUCGCGCGCAGUCCGUCCGCCUCGCCGCAGGCCUCUCUUGAUGCCUUCCGCUCCCUCAUCGCGCUGCGGCUCCACCCCAAUCACUACACCUUCAACCUCCUGGUGCACACCCACUGCUCCAAGGGCACCCUCGCCGACGCCCUCUCCACGCUCUCCACAAUGCAGGGUUUCGGCCUCUCCCCCGACGUCGUCACCUACAACACCCUCCUCAAGGCUCAUUGUCGCAAGGGCAUGCUCGGUGAGGCGCGGACGCUGCUGGCCAGGAUGAAGAAGGAGGGUAUUGCACCCACCAGGGCCACGUAUAAUACCCUUGUCUCAGCGUACGCGAGGCUUGGGUGGAUCAAGCAGGCGACCAAUGUCGUGGAGGCCAUGACAGCAUUUGGUUUCGAGCCUGACCAGUGGACAUACAAUGUGCUCGCCGCAGGGCUGUGUCAGGCAGGGAAGGUGGACGAGGCAUUUAAGCUGAAGGAUGAGAUGGAGCGGCUCGGCAUAGUAUUGCCUGACGUAGUCACCUACAAUACGCUUGUUGAUGCAUGCUUCAAGUGUCAGCGCUCUUCUGAUGCACUGAAUCUGCUCGAGGAAAUGCGUGACAAAGGGGUGAAGUCAAGUUUGGUCACACAUAACAUUGUUGUGAAGGGGCUCUGCAGGGAGGGGCAAUUGGAAGAGGCGUUGGGGCGUCUGAAAAUGAUGACAGAGGAGGGAUUGGCACCAGAUGUGAUUACAUACAAUACAUUGAUUGAUGCAUACUGCAAAGCCAGGAAUGUUGCCAAAGCAUUCGUGUUGAUGGAUGAGAUGGUGAGGAGUGGACUCAAAAUGGACACUUUCACCCUAAACACUUUGCUAUAUAACCUAUGCAAAGAGAAGCGUUAUGAAGAGGCUGAGGAGCUCUUGCGUUCACCGCCGCAGAGGGGUUUUGUACCUGACGAAGUCAGCUAUGGUACAGUGAUGGCAGCCUACUUUAAGGAGAAUAAACCAGAGCCUGCUCUGUGUCUGUGGGAUGAAAUGUUUAAGAGGAAGCUAACGCCGAGUAUUUAUACUUACAACACAUUGAUCAAAGGGCUUUGUACAAUGGGGAAGUUGACAGAGGCGAUUGAUAAAUUGAAUGAGCUGAUGGAGAAGGGGUUGGUACCAGACGACACCACCUACAAUAUCAUCAUUCAUGCGUACUGUAAGGAAGGGGACUUGGAGAAAGCUUUCCAGUUCCACAACAAGAUGCUGGAGAAUUAUUUUAAGCCAGAUGUUGUUACCUGCAACACUUUAAUGAAUGGGCUUUGUCUGCAUGGCAAGCUUGAGAAAGCGAUGAAGCUUUUCGAGUCAUGGGUAGAGAAAGGGAAGAAGGUUGAUGUUAUCACAUAUAACACCUUAAUUCAAGCUUUGUGCAAAGACGGAGAUGUUGAUACAGCUUUGCGUUUCUUUGCUGACAUGGAGGUCAGAGGCUUGCAACCUGAUGCAUUUACAUACAAUGUUGUGUUGUCUGCACUAUCUGAGGCAGGGAGAUCAGAGGAAGCACAGAAUAUGCUCCAUAAAUUAGAUGAGAGUGGGAAAUUAUCUGAAAGAUUUUCUUAUCCUUUAAUUAAAUCUUCUGCGGAGGAAGUGGAGACUGGGAAGGACCCAGAGGUUAAAUCUGACAGUGAAUCUGGUGGGAAUGCAAAAGGUGGUGAUCAGGAGAGCUAUAAUAAAUCUGUAAAGGAACUCUGCAUUGGUGGGCAACUGAAAGAAGCUAAGGCUGUUUUGGAUGAGAUGAUGCAAAAGGGCAUGUCUGUUGACAGUUCAACCUAUAUCACUUUGAUGGAAGGCCUUAUCAAAAGGCAAAAGAGGCAAACACAUGCAGCUGGAUAG
Messenger RNA from Miscanthus lutarioriparius, 2385 nucleotides. NCBI's taxonomy places the organism in Eukaryota, Viridiplantae, Streptophyta, Magnoliopsida, Poales, Poaceae. The record is from the annotation of a GenBank genome assembly.